AUGGACCCUGCUUCUUCAUCCUCCACAUUGGUCUUCCGAAAGGGACUCCGGGCUGAAGCUUUUCAUCAGCCCUAUGUCUAUUCUGACACUCACAACAACGGUCGUUUCGGAGGCGACGAUGACCCUGCUCUCGACGAUUACGAAUGGGAUCAGCUGCUCUCGGCGUAUUCUCUCACUGUGGCAACAUCCCCCUUUGCAGCCUCUACGCCGACGGGAUCUUGUCAGGACCAAGGUGAAAAUCAUGUCAUUCCAGCCGGAGCUUUCAGCGGCAUGCUGAGCGAAUCACAUUUCCUUGUGAUCGACCCCGAGGGCAAGGGAUGUGAAGUGGUUCAAUCCAGGUGUGAAAGGAGACGUGCUCAAAACAGAAAGGCUCAGCGUGCCUAUCGUGCUCGUAAAGAGGCGCAACUGAAGACGGCAUCGUCGACUUUGGCCGAAAAGCAGUCACAGUUGAGAACUCUGCACCUUCACAACCAGGAACUCCUCGAAGUGAUCAACCGACUCAAAGUAAUCGUCGUAGACUUGGAGGCUGAGAACCAGCUGCUUAAGGAACGUCACCGUGCAGAGGGUGGCCCGAUGGAUGAAGCAUUUGAGUGGGUGAUGGAAAGUGCAAGUUUCGUGUCGCCAUUGGCGGCGGAGACACUCUUAUUGCAAAAGGACCGGCUAGAAGGUGGAACGCAGCUCUAG
Molecule: messenger RNA, 684 nt
Organism: Cladophialophora carrionii CBS 160.54
Lineage: Eukaryota; Fungi; Ascomycota; Eurotiomycetes; Chaetothyriales; Herpotrichiellaceae
Exons: 4
Coding region: 1-684 (227 amino acids)
Biological process (GO): regulation of DNA-templated transcription
Molecular function (GO): DNA-binding transcription factor activity
Source: RefSeq, a predicted model, not a curated record